AUGAACGGCUACACAAACGGCGCCCACGGCGUCGGCGCAGAUGGCUGGAGAGGCAGCGACGGGGCAGGCGACCCGCGGCCCUCUGGCGGCCCAUACCCGCCUAUUGCUGAGAUUGUGGGCUCGGCGACGGAAACAGUCGAGUCGUUCAAGCACCACUCGAUCAAGAACCUGCUCGAGCGUGGCAGGACGCACCUCACCAAGGCCAAGAGCGGGCUCAACAACCGGACGCCUAUCGCUGGAAUCUACUGGGAAUACCUCGUCGCCUACGAGAUUGUCUCGACGCUGAUACCCUCGCACCCCGACUACUAUGACAAGAUCCACGGCAGCAGAGCCCCCAUGCACCGCGACUUCAGCACUCUUCUGCAGGAAAUCAGGUCGAGCGAGGAGAGAUUUGUACGCAUCAGGGACAUCAUCAAAAACGACAACAAGAGAAACGGCGCUCAGCAUAGGUCUACGUCCUCCGUCUCGUCUGUACGAUCGACCUCUACCUCCUCCAGUGGCUCCCGCUUAUCGCGACUCCCCGACGAGCUUAUGCUCCCAGACGUUCCCACCACGGCGCCAAAUGGUCACGCCUCGCCUGCAGCUCUCCCCGAGUCGCCACGAAGGAAGCCCAUGGUGCAGCCAAAACCCCAAGCGCUACACGGUCGAGCCGUCUCGCAGAGCAUACAGUCUGAUCUGACGCAGCGUUUUGCAAACCUGAGAGGGGCCACCCCGCGACUGGAGACCACUUCGGCCCGCGCGAGCCAAGACUUGUCAAUCCAGAUGCCGUCUGCUACAGACUAUGCUUCCUCGACUCGUCCUAGUGGCCCUCGCGACAUGCUCCCGCCUUCCUUGCAUGCUGCCUCGCGUCCGACAACGCUUCCUGUUAACACGCAGUUCGCCGCCUCGUUCCCCAAAGAGCCCAGCCCGACCUACAGCCCUGCCAGGAACACCUCUUUGCCCGCCAGCAUGAACCAGCCACGAAGCACACCGAGAAGCAUGAACGGCACGGGAGGUCGGACCAACUCCUUGGCCGCAUCGAGCCACUCCAACUACGCACCGAAUGCGAAUGGCGCGCCAGACUCCUACUUUCCAUCUCAACAAGUUACACGCGAACCACCACAAAGAACAAGAUCCAUCAGCAGGGUGAUAGAAUUAGAAAUUGAUGCCAGCAAGCUCUACGAUUACUUCCGCAUGUACAAUGUACUUGUCAUUGAUGUGCGCGAUCGUGCAGAGUAUGACGCGGGGCACAUUUUCUUUCGAAACAUCAUGUGUAUUGAACCAUCCACCCUCCAGGAAGGGUGCUCUGCCGAACAACUCCAAGAGCGAUUAGUCAUCUCUCCAGACGACGAACAAACCAUGUUCGAGAACCGGCACGCAUACGACGUCGUAGUGUACCAUGACGAGUUUACAAAAAACACCGACUUUCUCCGAAACCACGGUCGCAACGAGAAUGAGGUUGCUCUCAAACGCUUGUACGACGCUUUGACUGAAUUCAAUGUCGAAAAGCCCUUGUCUCGACAUCCUGUCUUCCUUAUGGGGGGCCUAGAUGCUUGGAGAGAUCUCGUUGGUCCCCAGGCACUCAAAAUGACUACAACUCCUGCUCUUGUUGCUGGCGGGCAGACAAGAGCACGAGCGAUCAGGCGAUCACCCGCCGCGACCCAUAUCACGAGAAGCACUCUUCAAAACCGUCGCAGACGAGAAUACGUUCCGAUGGAUCCGGAUGAGGAGCAGAAGAUGUUGGAAGAAGCCCGACAAGGAAGAGCUGCUGUUGAAGUACUUCCUGUGGACGAAGAAAUCGAUGAACAUGGCUCUCCAUACUUCCGCACAACCGAUGACUUUUUACGAAGAUUUCCAGAAGUUGAAGCAGAACAAUCAAUGAUGUAUCCCUCGUCGCGGCCCCAGCCUGUCAAUCAAUACGUUGCGCCAGCUAUCCCGCAGGCCCCAUCCCGACCUGCGCCGUCUGUUCCCCGAGUCAGUUACAGCGGUGUUCAUGAGCGGCAAGUUGCACCUCAAGGUCGCAGUGGCCAAACAUCUGCAUAUAUUGCUCAACCGCGUUUCAGCAAUGUGCGCAUGCACCAUACCGGGCUUAUGAACUUUGGCGUGACAUGCUACAUGAACUCAGUUGUACAGUGUCUGAGUGCCCACAUCCUGCUUUCAGAGUUGUUUUUGUCCAGCAGAUACACUCGAGAUCUUCAACGAGACAACUGGAAGGGCACAAAAGGCAUUUUGCCAGAAGCUUACGCAACCCUUGUCUCUAACCUGUUCAAGGGCGACGUCACUUCUGUGCGCCCCAGCACUUUCAGGAGAAUAUGCGGGCACUUCAAUUCUCAAUGGGGCGUCGACCAACAGCAGGACGCUAAAGAGUUUCUUGAGUUUGUUUUGGACUACAUGCACGAGGAUCUCAAUGUCGCUUGGAACAAGCCACCGCUAAAGCCUCUUACUGAACAGCAGGAGUUAACACGUGAGCGAUUUCCACGCCAGUAUGCUGCCAAGAUCGAAUGGGAUCGAUACCAACGUCGUGACAUGUCGGUUAUUGGUGGUAUGUUUGCGGGCCAGCACGCCUCACAGCUUACGUGCCAGUCGUGUGGGAUAACAAGCACAACAUACGAAGCCUUUUGGAGUAUCAGCGUUGAGAUUCCCCGCGACCAAGCCUGCGAUGUGCGAGACUGUCUACGAUCCUACUGCGCGGCAGAGCGUCUCGCAGGAGACGAGCUUUGGCGUUGUCCACGAUGCAAAAAGGACCGCGAAGCCGUAAAGAAGAUAACCAUCACGCGCGCCCCCGACACGCUAGUCAUUCACUUCAAACGCUUUAGCGCGUCACGUACUGAGAGCGCUCGCAAAGUCCGGACACCUGUGAAUUUUCCACUCCAAAGCCUGGACAUUGGGCCUUUCGUCCAGCCACCGAUGACACCGGAACAAGAAAUGUACGUUGCGCAAAAUGCGACGGAAGGGCCUACGCAACUCGCCAGUGUCAAGACAGAUCCUACCAUGAACGGACCGUUCGUGUACAAUGCCUUCGCUGUCAUCUGGCAUAUCGGCGCCACACUGGGCAGCGGCCACUACACUGCAUUUGUAAAGGACAAAGCCCGUGGCUGCUGGCGGUCUUUCAACGAUGACAAGGUCGUUGACUUUGAACCAGGCAACCUGCCUCCUCAGAAUCGGUUGCAAAACGAGAAGGCCUACAUUGUCUUCUACGAGCGCGAGAGAGUGGCUGGAGGCACUUUCUAG
Molecule: messenger RNA, 3210 nt
Organism: Dothidotthia symphoricarpi CBS 119687
Lineage: Eukaryota; Fungi; Ascomycota; Dothideomycetes; Pleosporales; Dothidotthiaceae
Product: ubiquitin carboxyl-terminal hydrolase 2
Exons: 3
Coding region: 1-3210 (1069 amino acids)
Biological process (GO): protein deubiquitination
Cellular component (GO): cytoplasm
Molecular function (GO): cysteine-type deubiquitinase activity
Source: RefSeq, a predicted model, not a curated record